CUGCAGUUACAUUUACACCGCCGUGAACGAUUUUGCACGCCGUUUUUGGUUUAACCAACGAGAAAGUGAUUUUUUGUCCGCGAACAUAAAACUUCCGAGGCGAAUUCAAAAAUGGAAUCCUACAAAGUGGUUGCGUUCCUUUUCGUGUUAAUGUUUGCAAAUGGCAUGGCACUGCAGUGUCGUAACUGCUUCAGCACGAAAAGUUUCGACGAAUGUGAAAAGAUGGGCCCGAUAGUCGAAUGCAAUGCUACGAUCGUUAACGAAAAUCAUGAAACGUUUAAGGAAUACAACCCAUACUUACUACCAGGCAAUGGGACAGAAUUCAAGUGCUAUCGGUUUGAAGCUGCUAGGCUAUUUCCAAACAACACGGACACCGGACUGCGCGGAUAUGCCCGUGGAUGUACCUUUCUUAAUACGACGUUUUGUGUCGGUUGGAGCACCACUCUGAAUGUUACCAGCUGUACGACAUGCAAUACCGAUAACUGUGACCAAAUUCCGCCCCAAACUACUACCGUAGCUCCCCAAACUUCUACCGUAGCUCCGCAAAGUAGUACCGUAUCUCCCCAAAGUAGUACCGUAUCUCCCCAAAGUAGUACCGUAUCUCCCCAAAGUAGUACCGUAUCUCCGCAAAGUAGUACAGCAUCCAGCCAGGGCUCAACUACUACCAACAAACCGAAUAGUGCCGGUGUUGUUACCUUCAGUAAUCUAACAGGUUUAGGCUGUUUGAGCAUCUUGCUCGUUUUAGCGAUACGAUGAAUCAUUUAUUUUUAAGCUCGAUCGUUUAAUAAAAAUAUUAAUAACUAUA
Anopheles funestus (African malaria mosquito) is the source of this 805-nucleotide messenger RNA. RefSeq names its product mucin-2-like. NCBI's taxonomy places the organism in Eukaryota, Metazoa, Arthropoda, Insecta, Diptera, Culicidae. The record is from RefSeq and is a predicted model, not a curated record. The transcript is spliced from 2 exons. The coding region runs from base 112 to 756 and encodes 214 amino acids.